AUGGAAGAAAAAAUUCAAACCCUGUGGGAAGAAGUGAGGGAGCUGAGCCUAGGCGUCACCCCCAUAGACCGCCUCCACGCGCCACCAACCCCACUCCAAUUCCUCCGCGACUACAUCUCCCCCAACAAACCCUGCAUCAUUUCCAACGCCAUCCACCACUGGCCAGCCACCACUUUAUGGCCCUCCACCUCCUACCUCCUCCACACACUUUCCUCCUCCGCCGUCUCUCUCCACCUCACCCCCAUUGGCCGUGCCGACUCCCUCACCCCCCACCCCACCACCCCCUCCUCCCUUUGCUUCGCUUCCGCCCAUGUCCAAUCUACACCUUUCGAUGAAGCUCUCAUGUUUAUACGUAAUUCAAAUCAACACUCGAAGUUCGUGGCUUACUUGCAGCAACAGAACGAUUGCUUCCGUUCUGAGUACUCUUCUUUGGCUGCUGAUUGUGAAUCAGACAUUCAUUGGGCUUCUGAGGCAAUUGGCUGUCUUCCUGAGGCUGUGAAUCUUUGGAUUGGAAACCAUUUGUCGGAGACUUCGUUUCAUAAGGACCAUUACGAGAAUAUCUACGCUGUGAUUACUGGGGAGAAGCAUUUUCUACUUCUUCCACCCACUGAUGUUCAUAGAAUGUACAUUAGAGACUACCCGGCUGCUCAUUACAUUUAUUCUCAGGAUACAGGAGAGUUUGCAUUGGAGCUUGACGAUCCAGUUAGGUAUGUGCCUUGGUGCAGUGUGAAUCCUUACCCUUCACCAGAGAAUAAAGAGAAAGAAGUGUCCAAGUUUCCUUUAUUUUUUGAAGGACCAAAGCCAUUCGAGGUUACAGUUAAUGCCGGGGAGAUCCUUUACCUGCCAAGUAUGUGGUUUCAUCAUGUCAGACAGACUCCAGACGGCAGUGGGCUCACUAUUGCUCUAAAUUAUUGGUAUGACAUGCCUUUUGAUAUUAAGUAUGCUUACUUCAACUUCUUGCAAUCAAUUCAUUACUCGUCACCACUCCAUACUCCAACACUGGAUGGAUUGAAACAUGAGGAAUCGUGUUCUUAUGCAUGUACAUGCAAUUCAAUGAAGGAAUUGAAUGCGAAGACAUAUCCAGCAAGUGAGGAUGCUACAGACGGCUUGAAUAACAGUAUGAGCUAG
Messenger RNA from Ilex paraguariensis (yerba mate), 1128 nucleotides. NCBI's taxonomy places the organism in Eukaryota, Viridiplantae, Streptophyta, Magnoliopsida, Aquifoliales, Aquifoliaceae. The record is from the annotation of a GenBank genome assembly.